CUUUCUCCAUAGGCUAGAAAUCUUGAAGCAUGGGCGACUGGAGCUUUCUAGGGCGGCUGUUGGAGAACGCUCAGGAGCACUCAACGGUCAUCGGCAAAGUCUGGCUGACUGUCCUCUUCAUCUUCAGGAUCCUGGUGCUGGGGGCCGCAGCCGAAGAGGUCUGGGGCGACGAGCAGUCUGACUUCACCUGCAACACCCAACAGCCUGGUUGCGAGAAUGUCUGCUAUGACGAGGCCUUCCCCAUCUCGCACAUCCGCUUCUGGGUGCUGCAGAUCAUCUUUGUGUCCACACCGACUCUCAUCUACCUGGGCCACGUGCUACACAUCGUCCGCAUGGAGGAGAAGCGGAAAGAGAAGGAGGAGGAGAUGCGCAAAGCAAACAGGUUCCAAGAGGAGAAAGAACUCCUUUAUAGAAAUGGUGCAGAGGCUGGAGGAGGAGGCGGCAAGAAGGAGAAGCCGCCAAUCAGGGACGAGCAUGGCAAAAUCCGUAUCAGAGGUGCAUUGCUGCGUACCUAUGUGUUCAACAUUAUUUUCAAGACCCUGUUUGAAGUGGGAUUCAUUUUGGGCCAGUAUCUCCUCUAUGGCUUCCAGCUGAGGCCCCUGUACAAGUGUGCACGUUGGCCCUGCCCCAACACCGUUGACUGCUUCAUAUCGAGGCCCACUGAAAAGACUAUUUUUAUUAUAUUUAUGCUUGUGGUGGCUUGCGUGUCUCUUUUGCUGAAUUUGUUAGAGAUCUAUCACCUGGGAUGGAAGAAAGUUAAACAGGGCAUGAGAAAUGAGUUUAACCCCGACAGCGAGUCGCUGCGCCGCGUCGACAUUGCAGAGCCUGAGUGUUUGGCCUCAGCCUCCAGAACUGCCCCUUCCAGCCUCAGCUACCCUCCCAACUACACAGAUGUGACGGCGGGCAGCAGGGCAUUCCUGCCGCCCAUUGGGCCGGCAGCUGUGCCCUCAGCAGCGGAGUUCAAGAUGGACAACCUCCAGCAGGAACAGUCCCUCCGCCAGUCCUCCCCCUCUUCCCACUACUACAUCAGCAACAACAACAACCACAGGCUGGCCACGCAGCAGAACUGGGCCAACCUGGCCACCGAGCAGCAGACUCGGGAGAUGAAGGGCACCUCUCCCUCCCCAUCCUCCUCUUCCUCCACCAGCACCAACAACGAGCAGCAGCAGCCCGUCGAUGCUGCACUGCUCCUUCCCACCAGCAACACUACCAAUAAAACCAGCAUCACCAAUACAACCACCACUGCUGCCUCCAGCAGCAGCAACCCUGACACGGCCUCCAAUACAGGCAGCUGGGGUGGGGGGAAGAGCGAGCAGGAGGAAGGCCAUGUCACCACCACUACAGUGGAGAUGCACAAGCCACCAGUUACGGUCAGCACAGACCCUCGGCGGCUCAGUCGGGCCAGUAAGAGCAGCAGCAUCAGGGCCAGGCCAAGCGACCUGGCUGUCUAAAUCUCUUCAGCCCUUUCAUGUCCCUAAACCCUCCCUGACCAAC
Molecule: messenger RNA, 1494 nt
Organism: Morone saxatilis (striped sea-bass)
Lineage: Eukaryota; Metazoa; Chordata; Actinopteri; Moronidae
Product: gap junction alpha-3 protein-like
Exons: 1
Coding region: 30-1451 (473 amino acids)
Biological process (GO): cell communication
Cellular component (GO): connexin complex
Source: RefSeq, a predicted model, not a curated record